CCAGCCUCCGCCCCCAGCUCCCGGGGGGUUCCCAGAUCCCUCUGCCAAUGGCUGCCUGGCCUGGCUAGUUAAUAUUGAUGAGGGGGGGCAUGGAUAAGCCAAUGGAGAGCUGGGGGUGUGUAUGUGUAUCUCCAUAUAUAUACAUAGGGCUGGGCCACCUCAGGUGUGUAUGUGUCUGUGUCUGUGAGUGUGGGUGGACCCAGAACCUGCCCAAGCCCACUCCCUCCACCUGAGCCCUGUAUCCUCACCAUGUGUGCCCCUUUCAUCUCUUGUGGAGCCUGUACAGCCACGCCAAGCUCCCGCCGAGAGCUCUAGAAAGCCGGUCACUAACUUUGCAGACGGAUGAACCCCGAGCAGCCAGAGGAGACUGGGGCUCUCAACGCUGCCCCUCUGUCCUGCCGGCUUGGAUCCCUUGGGUCCUCCUAGGCUCCAUUCUGGAACCCUGACCAUGGAACCCUGAAGUGGCUCUGAUUUCCAGAGCUCAGUGGCAGACCCCAACACCCCAGGCCCUUCCUGCCCCUCCCACCGCCAGCUUUCAAGCUCCAAGAGGGAGGGGUGGGGAGGGGAUCACCAUCUCACUGGACCCGGGGCUACCAUCAUGAUGCUCAACUCAGACACCGUGGAGUUGGACCUGCCUCCCACUCACUCCGAGGCCGAGUCCGGCUUCAGCGACUGUGGGGGUGGGGCAGGCCCCGAGAGUGCUGGGCCGGGGUGUCCGGCCGGGGGCCAGGCCCGGGGGUCAGAGCCCGGAGAGCCUGGCCGGAAAGACCUGCAGCACCUCAGCCGGGAGGAGCGCAGGCGACGGCGCAGGGCCACCGCCAAGUACCGCACGGCGCAUGCCACGCGGGAGCGCAUCCGCGUGGAGGCCUUCAACUUGGCCUUCGCUGAGCUGCGGAAGCUGCUGCCCACGCUGCCCCCGGACAAGAAGCUCUCCAAGAUUGAGAUUCUGCGCCUCGCCAUCUGCUACAUCUCCUACCUGAACCACGUGCUGGACGUCUGAACUCAGCCUGCCUCCAGCCCCGGACUCUCCCCUCCUUCUGGGGCCUCUCUAGAGUCCCUUCUACUGCUCAUUGCUCGGAGUGGCCUUCUCCUCCCCAUCCCAAAGGCACCAGGCCCAGACAGUGCCCACCGCUGGUCCUGAAGGCCACUUUCCUUUACUGACCUGGGCACCCUGAUGGCUGUUCUCAUGGGUCCCUUCAGGGGCUUGCUGUGGCUGUUAGGGUCAGAAUCUGGUCAGAAUCAUUCACUAGAGUGAUCAGAACAGGGCCCUGCUGGAUUUCCUAAACCCUGGGUGCUGCUUUUUCUACCCCUAUGACCAGAUUUUCAGGCUCCAGACCCGGACUCUCUUCCAUCUGUUCUAGCCCAGGGUGCGGAUGUGGCAUCAGCACGGGAAGGGUGUACAGCUGGGGCUGGAGUCAGGAAGGGGCUUCUUCAGUAUGCUUGCGGGAGAGGAGGGCUCUUGGGAGAUAGGAGGUGACACAUGAAAGGGGAAAUCUCAGUAGCCAGGAACAAUAGAAAACUUUUUUGCUUUUCUUUGGUCCAUCUCAUUCCUGAGGCUCAGCACAUACAGGCCUCAGCUCAGCAGUGAAUGCCUUGCCCUCGCUGAGUUAUUUGGCUGUCUCCCUGCCCCCUACUAUUCCAAAUUUCUCCCUAUGUGCCACUGAAGGAAAAAAAAAAAAAAAGGAAAAACCUCAAUCCUGGGAUAGGGGUGACAUCUCCAAAUAGCAUGAGGUACCUAUAGAAGGCCCAGGCCAUGGGUGGGUGGGGCAGCCCUGACAGCCAUUCUCCUUCAUCCCCAGCCCACCCUGAGGAUGGCAGAACCCAUGCUGUCUCCUCAUAGGGGAUGCCCUAUUAUUGCCCUCCAGGGCUGCUCCUGGUCUUAGGGCCUAUUUACUAUAUUUUUUUUUCCUGUUUCUUUAAGCUGCCAUUGCAAAAGAAGAGACACCCCCACCCCAUCUCAUGGCUCCCCCACCCCAUGGUGCUGAGCCCCACUCACUCAUCACAGCCCUGGGCCAGCAGAAGGAAGGACCUUAGAACCUGUCUAGAAGAAAUGAAUUUAUUGCAUUUCUAUGAUCUCUCCACCCUCGUAGCAAACUCCUAGCUCUACAAGGAUAUUUAUUUAUGUAUUUAUUUAUUUAUCUAUUUAUUUAUUUAUUUAUAAAUAUUACUAUUUAUUGCC
This is a messenger RNA of Ictidomys tridecemlineatus (thirteen-lined ground squirrel), 2179 nucleotides long. It is a transcript of the gene Nhlh1, whose product is annotated as nescient helix-loop-helix 1. The record is from RefSeq and is a predicted model, not a curated record. Gene Ontology annotation, molecular function: DNA-binding transcription factor activity, RNA polymerase II-specific; RNA polymerase II cis-regulatory region sequence-specific DNA binding; protein dimerization activity. Gene Ontology annotation, biological process: regulation of transcription by RNA polymerase II. Lineage: Eukaryota; Metazoa; Chordata; Mammalia; Rodentia; Sciuridae.